AUGAUUGAUCAUGCAAUUAGACUCAGCGGAGACGAUGCACAGAACUUCUUGGAGACCCAGCCGUCCGAAGCUCCUACCACUCGCUUCACUUGUGACUGCGGUAAGAGCUACAUGCGCAAAGAGCAUCUCCGACGUCACCAAUCCACUCAUGACGGAGAACCACACAAGUGUCACAUAUGUGGGCAGGUUUAUUGGCGCAAGUGA
This is a messenger RNA of Fusarium falciforme, 204 nucleotides long. RefSeq names its product C2H2-type domain-containing protein. Bases 1 to 204 code for a protein of 67 amino acids. The transcript has 2 exons. The record is from RefSeq and is a predicted model, not a curated record. NCBI's taxonomy places the organism in Eukaryota, Fungi, Ascomycota, Sordariomycetes, Hypocreales, Nectriaceae.